Homarus americanus (American lobster) is the source of this 996-nucleotide messenger RNA. RefSeq names its product inner centromere protein-like. Bases 40 to 930 code for a protein of 296 amino acids. The transcript is spliced from 5 exons. Gene Ontology annotation, cellular component: chromosome passenger complex; kinetochore; meiotic spindle midzone. Gene Ontology annotation, biological process: meiotic spindle midzone assembly; metaphase chromosome alignment; mitotic cytokinesis. Lineage: Eukaryota; Metazoa; Arthropoda; Malacostraca; Decapoda; Nephropidae. Gene Ontology annotation, molecular function: protein serine/threonine kinase activator activity. The record is from RefSeq and is a predicted model, not a curated record.
AUUCAAUUAUUAUUUUAUAACAGACGCAACGAGGAAAGGAUGAAGCGGGUACAGGAAGCUCGUGAAGAAAGAGAGCGUAAGGCUAUAGAAGCAAAGAAACAACAAGACAGAGAUAGAAAGAACAGAGAGGAGCGACUAAGAGAACAGCAGCAGCAGCACAGAAAGCAGCAACUUCUUGCUAAGAGACGUGCAGAAGAGGCUAGAGUUAAGAAGAUUAAAGAACAGGAAGAAGAACGAAGGAAACAGGAAGAGGAGUCAAGGAAAUUAAAGGAAGAAGAAAAGCAAAAUGAGGAGGAAAAACUAUUAUAUCUGGCAGAGCAACGCCGUCGUCAAGAGGAAGAAAGGAAACGAAAAAUUGCUGAGGUAGAACGCAUCGCCCGUGAGAAAAAGGAGUUAGAAUACCUUAAAUUGCUUGAAGCACAGCGCAUUGCUGAGUUACAACAAGCUAAAUUGACAAGCUCAGCAGUUAAAAAGAUUGCACUAGCUGAUAACAAGGAAACUGGACUAAAUCAUACAUUCACUUUAAGUGAUAACAAGGAAAAUGGUCUUAAUACCACAUUUUCCAAAACUACUGGACCGUCUCAGUCAAGUUCUACUGGGAAAAACAAAGAUAGUUAUGACAUUACACCAAACUCCAAGAAAUAUAAGAAAAAUAUUAAUAAUUAUGAUAUAAAUGAUAUUGAGAGUGAUGACUCAACUGAUGAGGACAGUGCUCCUAAGAGGAAAAUUCCUCCCUGGGCUAUGAGAUCUCAGCUCACAGCUGCUAUGAUCAACCAAGUAUACUCCGGACCUGUGGUUGAGGAGAUCUUCCCUCCGACUAUUCUUCUCACCACACCUGAUCUCACCCAAAUCUUUCCUAAGCGGAAAAAAUUUAACAAACGCACCUCUAGUGCGAUAUGGACUACACCACUUUCUAAAUAUUUUGAAUAAUGUUAGCUAUAUACAGUACUGUGUAUAUAUUUUAUCAUGCUUCAUGGUAUAAACUAAUGAUUUUCA